This is a messenger RNA of Besnoitia besnoiti, 447 nucleotides long. RefSeq lists its product as uncharacterized. The coding region runs from base 1 to 447 and encodes 148 amino acids. NCBI's taxonomy places the organism in Eukaryota, Apicomplexa, Conoidasida, Eucoccidiorida, Sarcocystidae. The record is from RefSeq and is a predicted model, not a curated record. The transcript is spliced from 4 exons.
AUGUGGCGGACCCGAGAUUCUCAGAAAAGUGAUGAAGAUGUGGUGAAGGACCUUGGACGCUGCCGUAGCCAGCUUGCGGGCGAGCGGGUCAAGAAUGAGCAACGGGCUGGAGAAUGCCACUUCGAUGCUCACGCUGACACCGCUGAUGCUGCGGGCAUCGGCGCGGCUGAAGAGAACAGCGAAGGCCAAGCGGAGACUCCGAGUCUGGAGGAUGCAGAUUUCGAGAUGUCCAACCCAAUAGAGGAAACAGAAAAAGACCUUCGCGAGUGCUUCAACUGCAAUCCUGAGUUCGGGAUCAAUCUUGCUCCGCUCCUUGUUGGCCUGUGCUCAGAUCGCACGGUAAUCGAACAAGACGAAGCCUGGGACUACGAAGCACUCUUUCAAGAAAUCUCGGAAGACUUGGCGCGAGAAUCGGCUGAAGAGAAUCCUACGGCGCAAGGCGGAUAG